AUGGAGACGGCGCCCAUAAAAUCAAAGCCAUUGCAUAACUUCUCUUUGCCCCAACUCAAAUGGGCACACAAGAACUCCACCUCACAAUACCACCGCUUUCGCCGUCGCGAUUACCCUGAUAACCGUCAACCCGACUCCGAUUCCUACUCCGAGAUUCGAGUCGUUAAGACUAGAACGGAACAGCUCCCUACUAUUCCGAAAAGCCCACAGCAAAAGGGUUUGGUUUGUGCCGAGGAGGAGAAUUGGGGGUGCAAGGAGUGGUAUUUGCGGCCGAGGAAGGAGGUCAAGGCGGCUGCGGCCAAGAAAGAAACAACAGUUGAAAAUAGCAGAAUCAAUAGCACUAAUAGCGCUUUAAAGUCGAAUAGACUGAGGGGAUGGGCGGAAGGAGGGGAGCAGAGUGGGGGAUUGGGUAUGGGCUUUGGCGUGGAGAGGAAGGAGAAGAUGAAGAUUUGGAUUUCGUUGUCAAGGGAGGAGAUCGAUGAUGAUGUUUAUGCUUUAACUGGUUCCAAACCCGCUCGCAGACCCAAGAAGAGAUCCAAAAACAUUCAGAAACAACUCGAUGGUGUGUUUCCGGGAUUGUUUUUGGUGGGGCUUACGGCUGACUCGUACAGGGUUCAUGACGCUAUGAGGUACAUGUAA
Messenger RNA from Fraxinus pennsylvanica, 639 nucleotides. NCBI's taxonomy places the organism in Eukaryota, Viridiplantae, Streptophyta, Magnoliopsida, Lamiales, Oleaceae. The record is from the annotation of a GenBank genome assembly.